AUGCCAAAGACAAAAUCCAUCCUCCUAAUCAAUGGCCCAAAUCUCAAUCUUCUCGGCACGCGCGAACCCGCAAUCUAUGGAUCCACCACCCUCUCAGACGUAAUCUCCUCCGCCACAGAACAAUGUGCCAAGCUCUCUAUACAAUUCUCACAUUCUCAAUCAAAUCAUGAAGGCGUGUUAGUAGACCGUAUACAUGAAGGGCGUGGAAAUGUCGACUUUAUCGUGAUCAACCCUGGAGCUUUCACGCACACGAGCGUGGCACUGCGGGAUGCUUUGAGCGGUGUGGAUAUACCGUUUGUCGAGGUUCAUAUCAGCAACAUUCACAAAAGAGAAGCUUUCAGACAUCAUAGUUACCUGAGUGAUAAGGCUGAGGCGGUGAUAUGUGGACUCGGUGUAUUUGGAUACGAGGCAGCUAUUGAAUAUGCUGCCAGGUUCCUCGAGAAAAAGGAGGAAGACGAUGAAAAAUCAAGGCUUUAG
Bipolaris victoriae FI3 is the source of this 477-nucleotide messenger RNA. RefSeq lists its product as hypothetical. Bases 1 to 477 code for a protein of 158 amino acids. Gene Ontology annotation, biological process: quinate catabolic process. The record is from RefSeq and is a predicted model, not a curated record. The transcript has a single exon. NCBI's taxonomy places the organism in Eukaryota, Fungi, Ascomycota, Dothideomycetes, Pleosporales, Pleosporaceae. Gene Ontology annotation, molecular function: 3-dehydroquinate dehydratase activity.